UAGCCAGAGGGGGGAUGAGUUAGUCAUUGGUCCAGACUUGGACGUGUUGCUCAUGUUGUUUAGAAGCUGUGUUUUGUGUUUCAGUUGGUGCUCAUGCGUGUGUUAAUCUCACUUUGCUGGAGAUCCGCAACACAACUUGUUUGUAACGUACAAUCAUUCCGUUGACAUUUGGCACAAUGCAUCCAUUUUUUUUUUUCUCGCUUCCACGUACACAUGCGGCUCUGUGGGGAGGUAUGUCUGGAAUGUUUAGUGUGUGUCCAAACAAGGAAGACGUGUGUAUUUUCUGCAUGCUUUGAAUGUACAGUUCAGUGCUGAACGCUGUUUAAAGCGGAUGUUGAAUAGUGACUCAGGGGUCAAAGGUUGUCGACCUCUCAGCACCUUGACCAGUCGCAUGGUUGCAAGCUUGUCGCUUCCCUUUCCUGUGUCCUCAAUAACCGACUCUUUCCUACAGACCGUGCUCUGCUGCGUCAGCUGUAAACCUGUAAUGAAGCACUUUAUUCCCGCUAACUAUGCUUCAUCAGGUUUCCUGCUGGAGCCCCCUCUUGACCGUGGUAACUUGGAUGCUGUCUCAGGGGAGAUCCUUCCUCUCUAACAAGCUCGUUCCUGUUAUCUUAACUCUGGGGACCUAUUUGCUUUAAUCACAGCCUGAGGCAUCGUUUUAAAAAUGGAAAUUCAGCAUCUAGUGAUAGAAAUGUCUUGUUUAAUCUACCAUGAAUCCUGACUGAUCCACUCACUAUAUGAGUAGACACAUAACAAAGUGGACUGAGUGAGGGCAUUAUCUCAUAUUUGAGGCUGUUAAUUGAAUAAAGUAGAUUCAGUCUUUAGUUGGUUUGAGUCAGAGGACCUAAUAAGAUGUGACCUUGUUCCACCCUACUACACUACCAACAAUCAUCGCAGCCAUAUUGUUCUUCCCUGUGCCUAAGUCACAGGCCAUUUCUCGCUGCUUUCCCACUCAUCUCCUCCCCUCUUCUAGUCUGCUCUCUCCAGCGCCCACACAUCCUCCAACACACUCGCAUGCAUGCGUAUGCAUAGGAACAUAAACUUUUGCACCUGCCAGCGCCUCGGCCCACACAGUGUUUCUCUCCUGCCCUUUCCCUGUUUCCCUCCGCUGCUCUCCAGUAUAAAAUUCACACGGUGAACCUCCCCAGGGGCGCUCCGGCACAAAUCUGGAACUAAUAUACAGCAAAGUUUGGAAAUCUGGGAACAGCAGAAACCUCUGAGAAGAACAACAGUGAGAGAAGAACGCAUCAGUGUUUAACAUGGCCAGUCAUGGGGCUAAAUGAAAACAAGCCUCGCAUGCUUUUCCACCCUCGGGCCUCCUGGCUCCUUCUUUCCUCCAUCUCUCCUCUAGUGCCUCUUUUUAAAACCAGGCUUUCCAGGCACUCUGAAAAACCUGAGUGUGCCGCAUGUAUUUUCUCUCUUUAUUGCGUAAUGUAUGAAAAGAAACUUUUCAGUGAAUUGGGAGAGUUCACGAACUACUCUUUGCAGCUUAUUCUAUGGAUUUUCCUGAACUUUUCUUCUCCCUCAGAAACUCUCAGCAUUGUCAGCCUAUCAUUAGCGCCCUCGCUCCCUCUCUCUCUGAGUCUUUAUUCUUUUUGAGUUUUAGAGACAUUGUGAGCCGUGGUAUCCCCUCUUUACUCUGUGAUUUAAGCACUGAACAAUCUUCCCCAGGGAUUGCUUUCAGGUGGGAGCCACUGAUUUGUGACCAAAUGGAUUAUUACUGCAUGGCCUGCUCAGCGGGCUUUGUUCUCUGUGCCUUUUCAUGUCCCUAAAUGAAGGAGCUAAACAACAUAUGCUCUGAAUCAAUCACCUACAGUACGUACACACGCAGCGUUUUUCUACAUCCUCAUCUAACGAGGACACUUAUAACGUCCUGUGAGGCGUUUCCAUUCCGUUGACCCACUUUCUCUUAUUUCCCUUUUGUAAGUGCAAACAUGGAUUUUCCAUUUAAAUAACCGGGCGGCUCAUUAAGUCAGCCCAACGUCUGGCUGCUUGCGGUUCCUGCGUCUUUCCUUGUGUUUUCCUGCUUCUGUUGUUUCUCACUCUCCCUCGUGUUUUUAUGCUUAAAGCACACAGCAAGGCAGAGAUGCUCAUAAACCCGCGUUCACCUCAUGGGACCUCCAUCUGUGUGGUUCAUCUCUCCAGCUGUUUAGUCUCAGACAGACGAUCGCUGACGGGGAAACGUUAAGGUUCAGUCCUGUGCACAGGUUGAUUGUUUGCAUCUAUUUAAUAGAAUAGCUCUGGGUUGUUGGCGUGAGGAGGUCACGGUGUCUUCACCAGACUCCUUUUUUGUUGUGCAUCUUGUCUUCCUCUGCCGUCAUGCUUCCUCUCCAUCUUUUUGACCCUUCCCUCACUGCUCUACGUUGUUCGAGCAGUGCAUGGGUAACGCUAUCGCGUCAGUGCCGGGCGAGCUUCAAAGCUGGGGUAGGAGGGGGUGGUGGUGCAUUAUGCAUGGACUCCUACAAAGCUGCAGCGAUCCGAGGCAUCUGUACACGUAUCGAACACAUGCAGUUUAAACAUGGCGGCCCUGCGUGAACAUACGCGCUGUGUUUGUAUGGGGCUCACGGUGAUACAGAAGCAUGAAUGCAACACAAAUAGUUGUAGCACACACUCACACAUGGAGACAAAUAUUCAUACACGCAAAUGCACAGCAGCCGCCGCCACCUGUCUGCUCAAUCCCAUUUUCAAGCUUGGUUCAGCACAAGGCUCCCAGCUUCCAGCUCCCGUCUCAUCGAGCCGUCACUUCCUUUCACAGCUGACUUACUUCCAGAUGUUGCUCUCGACACAAUAAAACUAUAAUUACAUAGCUUCUCCAGUGAGAGGAGCUUUGAGUUGUUUGCCAUCGUGCAAAUGCUUUACAUCACGUUUCAAUCCAUAUUACACCCACUUGCAUAAAUGUAGAAAGAGGAGGUGAGAUAAGGUGACAGCUCAUGUCUUGUUAUGCAUAAUGCUGUUUACUCUUUGACGCUAAGAUUGAAUGUCAGUGCUGUUGCAUAUCUAAAUGCGGAGCGGCUACUGUAAAUGCAGAGUCACAAGGCGUUGGAUGAGAAACGCUCUCCUGCGGUGCCAGGUUAAAACAACUGUGUCCCACAUUCCCUCCUCUCCCAGCAUGCAUCUGUUUGCCUAAAAUCCACACUCGGCAUUUCAAUUUUACAAAGUGCAAAUUUAAUUACGCCGCUCAUUCCAUCACUGGAUACCAAAAGAGCUUGGGUUGCCAUGUUGAUGUUCAAAUUUAAUCCCAGACAGCUAUUCCAAUAAGCUGACAAAGAACAGCCUGCUUGUUCUCUCUCUCUCUUAAAGUGGCACAAUAUUUGCACUGACACACUCCAAUGUGUUUCGCUGCAACGUGAUUACGAAGGCAUGUGCUGUGGCUAGAUAAAGUCAUCCUCUCCCCGGAGCUGCAACCUUGCUCUGGAGAUGACGGCCCGUCCCUGCUCCUGCAUGCGCACGGCGUCGGUGUCUAAUGCAGUCCCACCGUGACUAAACACCCGCCCUGUGCCGGCAGCUAUGCGGCGCCGGCAGCACAGGUGUCGCUGCGGCUGAUGCGUUUUGACAUUCGCUCACAAGAUGACCUGUGCGAUCUGAAGGCAGAGAGCAGCCCCACCAUGGACAACGAGAUCACAGCCAAGGAGAGAGGCGUCCUGGAGGAGAACAAUGAGAAGGAGGAGAUGGACCGCGAGCGAGCUCAGGAGGAGGAGGGCGAGGAGAAGAAGCUGAAGGAGGAGGAGGGCGAGGGAGAGGAGAAGAGGAGGAAGGAGCAGGAGCUGCUGACGGAGGAGCAGGAGCUGGAGGAGCUGAGGGCCCAGGUGGUGCAGCUGCUGCUGGAGCUGGAGGACGCCAGGGAGACUUCUAGCAAACACCAGGAGAGCUUCCAUGAGCUGCAAGGUCUGUUGGAAGAAGAGCGUUUGGCCAGUGCUCAUCAGGCUGAAGCCUUCACACGCCAGAUCCAGAAUCUGCAAGCCCAGCUGCGCUCUGUGCAGGAGGAGAUGGACAGCCUGGAGGAGGAGAAGGAGAGCGAGCUGGCCGAGGCCCAGGAGGAGCUGCGCACGGCCCAGGAGGAGGUGAUCUUGCUCCAGCAGGCGGCCGAGGAGGCGGCCGCAGAGAGGGAGAACGACAUUGCGUCGCUGCAGGAGGAGCUGUGCCGCCGGCGGGCAGAGCUGCAGCGCCUCAGCGAGGAGACCCAGGAGUACGAGCUGGAGAUCACAACGCUGAGGGCUGAGAUCAGCAUGAAGAGCCAGCGGAGGGAGGCCGAGAGGAGAGAGGGUGACGUGGACCUGUUGAAGGAGGAGGGCCGCGUGCUGAGGGAGGAGUGUCAAGCCCUGAAGGAGGACAACAGGCGUCUGACUGAGAGGCUGCAGCUGCUGCAGAGACAGAGGACAUGCUCAAGUGUCUAUCUGUCACUGAAAGAGGAAGACGCAGGCGAGGGCACGGAGGGAAAAGAGAUGGAGACGGGCCCAGACGAGGUCAUGGCUGAGAGCUACAUGACCAUGGCCCAGUCUGAGAACUGUCGCCUGGUGGACGCCUCCAUCCAGAAGAAUAUUUCAUUUGAAGGGAAGCCUGUGACACCGACCAGCUGGAACGGCGGCAUCGGGGAGAUAUUCUCUCUGAGGGACCAGCUGAAAAGGGCUGAGGAGAAGGCCUCACAGGUUCAGAGAGAGUGCGACGGCCUGAAAAUGGAGCUGCAGGAGCUUCAGGUGCUGUACGACUGCAGUCAGAGGGAACGCGCCGAGCUGGCGGAGGAGCUGCUGCGCUGCAAGGCAGAGCUGGAGAAGCUCUCAGGAGGGGCUCAGAGAUUCAUCCAUCCGUCUGAGCACCAUGUUCUCUCCAUCCCCUUCAUAGGAAUGAUUGUAAUAGUGGCUGUGGUCUGGUGCUGGUUAUCGGAGCUGGCGUCCCAGAGAGCAAGGGGAGUGAGGUAGGUUGGUCCAUUUUGACUCUAACUGCCGGCACAGCAGUGCUGCUAAUCACGACUAGCUUGUUGAGAGGUGUCGUCCGAUGUUGAUUGGAUGGGCGUCACCUGCGCAGGGACAGACGUCUGCUUCAGACCAGCCCUCGUCCUCGCGACUCUAGAGCCAACGGGAAUUUUCUAAUUGUGGUAGAAAGUGAAAGGGGAGUUGUGUCUCUAAUGAGAAGGUACUGCAUACACACACAGAAUGAGAACCGUGCGCUCUGUCUCAUCUUGGUGGUGUUGGAUGAGCCGAUCUCGCUCCUCUAAAUGUGCUGUAUGCUAGUGUGGUGUCACAUCAUCUGUGUUUCUGUGAAUAUUUCCCUCUUUUAGCUAACAAUGUGAUAAAAGGUUUGUGUCCCAGUGGGUUUUAUUUUAUUUAACCAUUAUUUAUUUAUUUGUUUGUUUAACAAGUCUAAUUUAUGCACUGAAAUUGUACAUUUGCCCAUAAAACUUUAACAAUCAGCAUAUUUAACUAAUGUACUGAAUGCAAUAGAAUAAAAUACUAUUAAUACUGCAAUAGUACGUUGAGAGUCACAAAAUAUGACCUCAUUAACAAAACCUACUUCCUGUCCUGGCAAAGUCAUCCUUCCUCAGUCCCAUUCAUAAACCUAUGAUGUGCUGUAGCAGGUACAUGGCUCAUUAAGCACACGUUACCACCAUCUGGGUCUAUUCUGUAUAUGAAACCAAUAUUUCACCCAUCCUCAUCCCUGGAGGGUGGAAGUGCCAUUUAUCGGUUGCAUGUUUUGCCCGAGGCUCUGUUCCUCCCACCUGCCUCAGCAUGGCCUCAUCAGGUAACGAAGGUUCUAGCGCUGCUCCUACCUGCUCCUACACACACGUACAGACUCAGUGUCAUACAGUGGUUUUGUUACUUAAGAGUUAAACAUACCUGAGCAACUUUGGGCAAAUUCUGGCGCAGUAUGUAUAUUUUAAUGUUUUUUAUUGUUCAACCCAGUGUCAGUUCCAGUGGGGACGAAUGGAUUUUAUAGCCUCCAUGGUAGACUUUACAGUGCUUGGUAUUCCAGGAGUAUAGUUCUAGACAUUUGUGGUGACUGCAGGUUGUUUAAGGGUACACAGUGGGAGAAAGCUGUCUGCCAGCGCUUCUUUUUGAUUACUGGUGUGAUGCACCGCACAUCUGGCAACCACCGGUUAGCAGCUACGAGGCUAAAGCCCUGAAGCAGGUUAAGUGAAGGACACUUUUAAACUAGGAAAGUAUUUAAGACAUAAAUUUAAAAGAAGUCUAAAGUGAAACGUUUGUCAUUAUUACAGAAAAUAUAUGUGGAAAGAUUAUUGUUUACAUUUGUGACUUUUUCUGUGAAAAUCUGCAAAACUGCAUGCUCUAAACAUACGUAGGCACAAUAGAAUUUAUGUUGGUUCUGUUAUCGUCUGUAAAUAGAUAUGACACAAUACUGCGGCAGAAAUAUUUCUUAAUUCCAUUUGUACUAGCUUUAUAGAAAGUUUAUCCUUUUUUGAAAAAGCAUUGUAUAUUUGAUAGCCAGACUAUAUGCUACUGUAUGUAAAUGUUUAUUUAUGGUGACUUUGUUCAACACCUGUCGGCACUGCUUCUCUUUUUCAGUACCUCUGUGUUAUAAGUGGUGUUGUCGUUGCAAGUAUUCAGAUUGCAGAAGGAGCGAUAUGACUCCUGGUUUUUCCAGUCUGUCAAAUUAGAUAAUUUAAUAUAUUUUUCUGAUUCCGUAGUCAGAAAGCACCGCUCUGAUACUCGAUAUCUGGCCGAUGCCAUUUGUCACAUGUUCUACUUCAACUGCCACUAGACUGCAGGUGUUAUUUAAAAAGUUCAAUUAGCAAUAGAAAGGAAGUUCCCAUCGACAGAAGUCGUAUGUAUCAUUAAUCUUGAGGUUUUUCCUCAUUAUUAACAUCGAGUUUCAGAAGCUUCUAUCCUGCAGUGUUUCUCAGCUUGCUGCUUUAGAUAUUGAUAGUUUUGUUGUUUUCAAUAUAGUCGUGGCUAUUUUGUUACCCGAAGGUCUAUUUUGUACUGUAAAUGACUUGAGAAAAUAAAUAUACUCAUGGCA
Betta splendens (Siamese fighting fish) is the source of this 6972-nucleotide messenger RNA. RefSeq names its product coiled-coil domain-containing protein 136-like. NCBI's taxonomy places the organism in Eukaryota, Metazoa, Chordata, Actinopteri, Anabantiformes, Osphronemidae. Gene Ontology annotation, cellular component: acrosomal membrane. The coding region runs from base 3543 to 4916 and encodes 457 amino acids. The record is from RefSeq and is a predicted model, not a curated record. The transcript is spliced from 9 exons. Gene Ontology annotation, biological process: acrosome assembly; single fertilization.